AUGGUUGUUGAAGUCGUCCUGGUGACGUCAAACGCACAUCGCCAGUGCCUUUCUCUUUCUUUCUUUCUUUCUUUCUUUCUUUCUUUCUAUAUAUUUAAUCUUUCUUUCUUUCUAAUUUAUUCUUUCAUUCUUUCUUUCUCUCUAUCUUCCUUUCUUCCUUCCUUCCUUCCUUCCUUUUCCUUCCUUUCAAACAAAACUGCCACAUUCUCUUUUUACAUAAUCAUUCAUUCUUUCUUUCUUUCUUUCUUUCUUUCUUUCUUUCUUUCUUUCUUUCUAUAUAUUUAUUCGUUCUUUCUUUCUUUUCAUAUAUUUAUUCUUCCAUUCUUUCUUUCUUCCUUCCUUUUUUUCAAAACCACCAUAUUCUUUCUUUGUAUAUUCAUUCAUUCUUUCUUUCUUUGCACGUUUUUCUUUCUUUCAUCAUGCAUGUUCGUUUUUCUUUCUUUCACAACGAUCUUUUUCUUUUUUAUAGAUUAUGCCUCUCUUUCUUUUUCUUUCUUUCUUUCUUUCUUUCUUUCUUUCUUUCUUUUUACAUUAUCUAUCCACAGAAAAAUAUGCAAUUUCUACAAUUAUUUCUUUAAGUACGUAGGUGCAUUUUCUCUUUUACAAAUGAAAGCCAUAUUCCGUUUCUUUUUCUUUUACUUUAUUCAGACAUUUUUUUCAUUUACUUUAUUUUCUUAUUUUAAUUGCUUUUUCACCGACUUUUAUCUACACUUACCUUCAUUCAUUCACUGUUUUUCUUUCUCUCUAGUUUUUCCUUCACAUUUUUUUAAAGGUCUUUAUUUUAUUCUUCAUUUUUACCCAUCACAUCUGAUUUUUUUCCCUCUUCUUUCUUCCCUGCUAUUCAUCUCUCAUUCUUUGCUACAUUUCUUUCUCUCAUUCUUUUCUCUCUCUUCUUUCAGUCAUUUCUUUCUAUCAGUCUUCCCUCCCCUUCCCUCUCUUUUUACGUCUUUCUUUUAUUCCUCUAGUUCUUUCUCUCAUUCUUUUUUCAAAUUCAAUCCUCUCUUUCCUCUCUUCCUUUUUCUCAUUGUUUUUAAAGUUUCCUAUUUCUUUUUUUUUCUCCUUCUCUUUCUUUUCUCUCACUCCUUCCUUGCUUUGUUUAUAUUUCUCUUUUUUUUUAUAUUUCUUUCCUUCUUUUCUUCUCUCAUUCCUCACUUUUCUUCCAACUGUUUUCUUCUGUAUAUUCUUCAUUCUUUUCUCUGCUUCUCUAUUCAUUCUUUGCAUCUUUUCUCCUGCCAUUGGUCUACUCUUUUCUUUUCUUCCCUUCUUUCUCUCGUUCUUUUUCUCUCUUCUUCUCCUUUUCUCGUCCCUUCUCUCAUUUUAUUUAUAUUUUGUCUCACUCUUAUUCAUUCUUUUUUCGUUUAUUUCUUCUUUCAUUUUUUUUUUUAUUUCUUUCUUAUUUCGUUCCAUUCCCUUCUUUUUUUGUUCCCUGUCAGUUCUUAUCCAAUGUCUUCCCAUCUCUCAUUCAUCUCACUCUUGAUUCUCUUCUUCUUGUUUUCAUUCAUCCUCUUCUCUAAUUUUUUCCUUCUCUCAUUCCUCUCUUUCCCUUCUUAUAUUUAUUGUCUUCUCUCAUUUCUUCUUCUUUUUCUCCUCCUCCUCCUCCUUCUUCUUCUUCUUCUUCUUCUUCUUCUUCUUCUUCUUCUUCUUCUUCUUCUUCUUCUUCUUCUUCUUCCCUUAUUUUGUUUUCUUUCCCCAGUCUUUCCCUGCUUUUUCUUCAUAUCUGUCUUCUCUCAUUCAUUGUAUUCCCAUCUUCUGUCAUUCAUCUCUCACCUCUUCACUCAUUCCUCCCUUCUUCUUCUUCUUCUUCUUCUUCUUUUUCUUCUUCUUUUUCUUCUUCUUCUCGCUGAUUUCUCUCUUCCUAUUUUCCUUUCUUUCUUUCUCUUUUCCAUCGUUCUUUUCAUAACAAGCCUUUCUUCAUGA
Acanthosepion pharaonis is the source of this 1917-nucleotide messenger RNA. Lineage: Eukaryota; Metazoa; Mollusca; Cephalopoda; Sepiida; Sepiidae. The record is from the annotation of a GenBank genome assembly.